GCACAGAGGCUGCUGGCGCACAGGAGACCGCAGAAAUCCUUCUUUGAGACGCUCAUCAGGAGCCUGAUCAUCUUGUGCGUGGCUAUAGCGGUGGUCUUGUCUUCCAUCUCCGUCUGCGAUGGCCGCUGGCUCUUCGCGAGGGGACAGCUCUUCGGACUGUGGCACUUUUGCACCGUUAGCAACAGCAGCGUCCUGAAGUGCGUCACUGACCUCAGCCUGGCCAGGGUGGAGGGGCUGAGCGUGGGGGUGAUCCCCAUAAGAAGCAUGGUGUCCUUUGCCGUUGUGGUUGCCAUAUUUGGCCUGGAGCUCUUGAUGGUCUCCCAAGUCUGCGAGGACACCAAUGCAAGACGGAAGUGGUCAAUGGGCUCGGUUCUCAUCCUGGGCUCAUUUUUGCUGUCGGCCACUGGGGUUCUGAGCUUCUCUAUCCUCGUGAAGGACCACCUCACCUUCACGGGCUUCACGCUGACGUAUUGGUGCGAGUUCAUCGCUUCCUUUCUCUUCUUCCUUAAUGGGAUCAGCGGACUUCACAUCAACAGCCUCACGCAGCCCAGGAGCAGGGUAGGCAAAAUCUAG
Messenger RNA from Pterocles gutturalis (yellow-throated sandgrouse), 573 nucleotides. It is a transcript of the gene TMEM37, whose product is annotated as transmembrane protein 37. The record is from RefSeq and is a predicted model, not a curated record. The annotation marks the transcript as partial. Gene Ontology annotation, cellular component: membrane. Gene Ontology annotation, molecular function: calcium channel activity; voltage-gated monoatomic ion channel activity. The transcript has a single exon. NCBI's taxonomy places the organism in Eukaryota, Metazoa, Chordata, Aves, Pterocliformes, Pteroclidae.